ACCGGAAACUGAGUUUAUUUACAUGGUUUACUUUGUCACUUCCGGUUUGUUAUGUAUUUGCAUCUAGUGCUCCUUAAAGCAAAGUGAAGUUUCCGAUUUGUAUUUUUAAUCCUGUGGUGAAAAUCACAGCCCACAUUACCUCAAAGCUCUUAUAUUAAUUAUUAAACUCUUAUAGUUAAUCUAAACUUCAAAAACAAGUAGCUUGUAAAUAAUAUCUACCUGGAGCUCACGUGCUCUGUUGGUAGAAAGUUCAGAAAGAAUUAUAAUAAAAUAAAAACAAAAAAAUCAAUGGCCAAGAUAUUACUUUACACAUUUAACCAAUGAGCUUAAUAUUUAUAUGUUUAUUUUUACAAAUUACUGAUAGCUUCACUGAGAGCCAGAUCUCCUUUUCAAAAAAGACUUGUUACCAAAAAGAUAUAAAAUUGUUAUUGUAAAAAAUGAUAACAAAAAACAGACACGUCACAAGCACAUGUGCAUUCUGCAAUAAAGAGCAAAAAAAAAAAACAAACGAUCAAAUAAAACAUCUACAAAACAUCACUAAGAAAUAAAAUCUUAGAAGGUAUAGGUUUAGAUGUUCGCGUGAAACUCGUAGUGGCCGGUCGAGGGGUGUUGAACGCCGUCUUCCGUUCAUCCCCUUCGUGGAUGCGGACCAGGUGACAGGCGUUCCUCAGGUCGAGCUUGGUGAAGAUGGUGGCUCCCUGGAGUAGCUCGAAGGCAGAAGACAUUAAAGGCAGUGGGUAGCGGUUCUUGACGGCGAUAGCGUUGAGCCCUUGGUAGUCGAUGCACGGGCGAAGAGACUUGUCCUUGUUCUCUACGAAGAAAAAUCCCGCUCCGGCGGAGGAAGAAGUCGGGCGGAUAAUGUCUGCAGCGAGGGACUCCUGAAUGUAUGUGGGCAUCGCCUCCCUCUCAGGUCCGAUGAGGUGGUAAAGGCAUCCACGUGGGGGCGGCGACGAAGCCUCGGCCUUGCUGAACACUUGUUUGUGGUCGUGGUAAACCAGCAGCACGGAGCUGAGGUCAGGGGAUGGGUCUUUCACUGGGCUCCUGGCAGGGAAGGUUGGGCUGAGACAGCUCGUGUGGCAGGAAGUUCCCCGGUCCAGGAUUCUGCCGCACGUCCAGUCCAUGUGGGGAUUGUUCCUGAUCAACCAUGUGAACGCAAAGAUGAUCGGCGCUUGUGGUGACGAAGAGAAAGGAAGGACAGCCACCCUUGGUGAUGUUCAGCGAUGGUCACCAGCAAGUCCUGCGUUGGGCUCGGUGCAGGAUGUGGCCAUCCAAGGCCCUUACCAGGAGAUCUGAAGGAAGAGACUCAGUCUUGACGCCCAACUGCUCUGCUAGCUCCUCAUCCAUGAGCUCAGAGUCGGCGCCGGAAUCAAUGAACACGGCGAGGUAGUGGUCCUGGCUGCCCACCGUAAUCCGAGCCUUUAACAGAGGUAUCGAAGGGGCCGGAACGGGUCGGAACGGGUCGGCUCGCCACUGACUCCUCCUUCAAUGACGAGCUUUCCCUUUCGAUGGACGGACCUGUCCACUACGUGCUCUGAGCCACUGCAGUAGAGGCACAGGCCGGAUGAGCGACGUCUCUCCCUCUCGGCGACGGAUAGCUUGUGUCCACUGAUCUUCAUGGGUCCCGGUGCGUCCAGUGGGGAUGCGGAGACGGGAGGCGUUUGAGUGGCGCUCCGAGUUCUGGAUCGCCAAGUCGACUUCACCGGUCUGUCAGGACGACGCUCUCUGAGACGGCGAUCGAUACGGGAGGCCAGGUGGAUCAGGCCAUCGAAAAAAAGAUCACAUUUAGACAUUUGCAAUUUAAAAGCAUUAAAUGAGAACAGGAUCCCGUUUCAGGGACUGUUGCGGGACUAACAUGGGCAGGAUUUAAAAAAGUGACGUCAGACUGUUUGACAGACGAAGAAGCAAAGCGUCCAUCAGAAGACGCCACGUGUGAGGUCCUCCUCCAAGACCAAGGGAACAGUCGUCCACGUGUUCAGUUUAAUCCUACAGGAACGAUGCAGCCCAAGUCCGUUAUCUCACAGGACAAGGGUCAAAGAGGUGCGGGCCGAGUCAGGUUUCCGCCUGCAGACGAUGAGCUGGAGACUGUAUCUGAUUCGGAGAGACGACGUGUGCAGCCUUUACUGGGAUAUGACUGGAUAGCUGGCCUGCUUGAUGCUGAGAGCUCUCUGACCGAGCGCUCUGAGCACUUCUUCAGCGAGCUUCGCACAUUUCGCCAAGUCAAUAAGGAGGAGUGUGUCCACAGCGUUUCCUCAGGGCUUCCUGUUGCAGCUGACCUCUGUGCAUCUUCUGAUGAAGACGAUGUGACUAACCACGAGAGUACUCCAGACACUCACCAAUGCACAUUCUGCUACCGAAUCAACAGUCGGCUUUUUGCAACACCUCUGGAUCCUCAAGCUGCGUGUCCCGUUUGCAAGAAGCCCAAAGAGAAACAUCCACAUGCGCAGAACGAGCCUGCGUUUAUUAGGGUCAGCAUUCCUCGCUCGACACUUCUGCCAGCGUAUCGAUACAAAGCGCACCGCCGCGGCAGCUUCGAUCCUUCAGACAGUCUCGGUCUGCCCUCUCACUGUCUGUCCGGAUGGUCAAACAUCUCGAUGGGAGCAGGCUCCGAGAUGAGCAGCCUAGAUCUGAGAAGCUCCAUGGAGAUCCGGCCAAAUACAGGAACAGUGCCUUCAGCCCAGCCUGAGAACCAGCUGAUACCUCCAGCAAAGCCAGGGGCCUGUCCGCAAUGUGAAACUGGCUCUGUCUUGAAAUGUGAAGCCGGAUAUUACAAAUUUCAGAGGAAUGGACAGGCCAGGUGUAACAAGUGCACAACACCUUGCACUGAAAAGAAAAAUCUGAUCCAAGUAACCGCCUGCACGACUACAAGCGACCGCAGCUGCCAGUGCAAACCCGGCUACUACUGUCCAAGUCCAGUGGCCGUGACCUGCAGGAGGGACUGUGAGCCAUGCACCAACGGCUUCACCAGCACAUCUAAUCUAUACGAAGCCUGCAAGACGUACACCGACUGUGCCAGGUUAGGGAUGGUGGUGAUUAAAGAAGGAUCUCGCACUGCGGACCGUGUGUGUGGAAAUCCGACAACCCAUCCUAACCUAAACCCCACGACCACACCGUCCACACCGUCCACCACAACCCAGAGGCUCCCGUCCUCUACCUCCAAGUCCUACAGCAUGCCAUUAGUCAAUAGGUCAGUCCGCACGGCGCCUCUGUUCAGCUCUCAAAACCCAGUCACGUCAUUAUCCUCUGAGACUACAGCUCCUCCAGGCGUGAGUGCAGAAUUCGCACUGACUACAGGAAGAAAAGAGGUCCCUGUUCCGCCGUCUGAGCCCCUUUCAAAGACCACUUGGAUCUUUUUGCUUCUGCUGCUCAUGUCCCUGUGUCUGGUGUCAUGUCUGUCCUUAAAGUGCAAAAGCAGGACCAUCAAGAACAAACUCGAGUGGGCAGGUCUGGCAUUUGGAAGACAUCAGCCCGUGUUACCCACAGCCAGCCCCAACCCGAACAUGGAGACUCUGUUACCUGUGAGCAAGGUCACAGACGCAGUCCAGGGUCAGGGGUCAUUUCCGGGGAAAAACCAGCAGGUCACCAUGGAGCACGUUGGGAAAGCGGACGGCAUCAACAACACUGUCGGGUCUAUAUUCAUCUACUCCCCCGGGAUGGUGAUCCUCGGCUCGAACUCAAAUGAGAAAAAAGAAGAGGCGGAGACGAGCGGGGAAGACGGCGGCGAGGACACCUGUCUCAUGAGUGUGCCUCAGCAGGAAUCCAGCUCCCAGGAAGACUUCAUCAGAUUGGCUACACAGGAAGAACUUGGCAAGGAGCUGAGUAUCCCAGUCCCGGCCACAAGCAAAUGAAAUGUCUGGGCCUGAACACCAACGUCGGCUCAAGCAAAGGACUGUACGCAUCAGGAUGGGCCCCACGUGUCAUAGAGCCUCUUGGCUGGCCCGUGGCGUGUAGAAAACCCAUCCUGUUACAGCAGCGAGACCAACCUCUGGCUGUGAAUAGGGCUGAGUUUGUUUGUAUAGCACUGUGACUUUCAGGGUUUUUUUUUUUUUCUCAAUGUGGGAGGCAGUGUGAAGACAGUGACGGUGUAAGAAAAACUCCCAGGUUGCUAUAGCGAUAAGAUGUACAGUAAAUAUUAAUAUACUAGAAUAUAUUAUAAUAUAAUGAUAUUAGAAAUAUCAGUCUAUUUUUUUAACAGUCAUUAGACACCUUUGUGUUUGGGUACAGCUUCACCUGUGAGUUGGCCAGACAGACAGGCAGACAGACGGGCAGACAGACAGGCAGACAGACAGGCAGGCCAGCAGGCCACGUUUUACUGACGAAGUGUGGGUGCACCAGCACGCAGAGCUAAAAAUACCUCAAUGUGGGAUUAAAAAGACUGCUGAAUGUCAGCGACGUUCACUUUAACCCGCAUGUCUAAGUCACUUAUUACUGUCCAUGUCCUGGCAGAACAGAUUACAGAUUCUGCUUCUGUUCUGUAUUACUGCUGUGCAGUUGUUGUUGUUUUCUUUUCACGCUGUUUGGAUUGACAUUGAUUUGGUAGGGUUUUUUAUUAUCCAAAGCAUCUUAUAUGUUGCACAGCAUCCAGCUGAGCAGUUGAGGCUCAAGAGCCUUGCAUUAGCUUUCUGGCAGGUCUGGAAUUCACAGAAACUUCUCAUCACUGAGACUCAUCACUGAGUCAUCAGCAUCCCAUCACAUGGGCACGGAUGGUAGACAUUUCUUUAGAAGUAAAUAGGAACUCAUUUUCAUUUUAAUUGGAACUCUUUUCCAGGUCUUUCACAUUUGUAGGCUAUUUAUCAUGUUUUAUUCCUAUCUACUAAUUAGGAAAUAAAACAGACCACGUCACGCUGUUGUAGCAAAAUAAUCGACUACGACAGCACGUCCUGAAGUAUUUUAUUCCACGUACACCACAGCAACUUGCCAAACAAUUUUUAUCUAUUGAAGAAUGACACAUUAUACUUUUUAUCCAUUUUUAGUUACAUUUAAUGUUGUGGAACGUCCGUUCCCUCACCAACCAAGAAGCCGCAAAAUGUAGACUCCUCUGUCCUGAAGACUUUCCUGUUACAGCUUUACCUCUGGCUGUUACAAAGUGCUGGCACUGGAGACUCCUUCCAUAAAUGUUAAAUAAGCUCCUCCUUAGAGAAAAGUUCAUCAUAUCAACAACUGUACUGUAAGGACUUUACAAAUUUACAGACUAUACAAAUGCUAUGACUUUGCUUGUUGUUGAACUGAGUGCAAAGGGGAAACAUAUUUCAGUUCGGGAAAGUCUGUAGUUUUCAGACCUAGUCAAAAUUUCACCAUGUGAAGGGUUUUCCCAAGUCACCACACACACAUAUUCUGGUGUUUCAGUGAGUGGUUCAUUUGAAACACACCUUCUCUAUGUGUAAAACUGAGUCGGGGAGCUUUACAUAUCAGCUCACUUUGCUACGUGAGCAAAAAAAAAAAAAGAGCACUUUGCACACAUAAAGCUACAUUAACAUACUCGGAUAUUUAGUGCUGCAGAACCCGUGUGCUAAAGUAGCUAAUUUAUCUAAUGUUCAUGAUGAAUGAAAGUUUGUUUAUUGUAACAUAUUUUCCGAAGCUUAGCUAUUGUUAAAUAAAUCACUGAGAAUAUACUUAUGCCACUUGAGACUGCAAUCCCACUUGUGUUAACCUGUAACAAAUGAGAGCUAGUUUACUAGUAGUUACCUAGCUGGCUAGUGAGACGGGUAGUUGGCUACUGUUCAUGGUAAAUCAGGUCCAUAAAUAUUUGAACAGUGACAUAAUUUCCAUACUUUUGCCUCUGUACACCACCACAAUGGAUUUGAAAUGAAGCAAUCAAGAUGUGACUGAAAAGUGUAGACUUUCAGCUUUAAUUCAAGGGGUUUAACAAAAAUAUUGCAUUAACUUUUUUUUUUUUUUUUUUUUAGAGUCCCUCCAUUUCCACAAGCUCAAAAGUAAUUGGAAAAUUGACUGAUAAGCAGUGUAAUGGCCAGGUGUGGCCUGUUUCCUUGUUAUUUCAUGAAAUAUGGAGAUAAAAGGUCUGGAGUUGAUUCCAAGCGUUGAAUUUUUAUUUGGUAGCUGUUCAUGGGAACUCUGAAUAUGCCGUCCAAAGAGGUGUCGAUGCAAGUGAAGGAGGCCAUCACUAGGCUGAAAAAAUAAAACAGAUCUAUCAGAGAGAUAGCAGAAACUUUAGGAGGGCCAAAUCUCCAUUCUUCUACAUUCUUAAAAAGAAAAACCCCUUCAAACAUCUAGCCAAGUCAAGAACACUCUGGAGGAGGCAGGCGUAUCAUUAUCUAAGUCUACAAUCAGGAGACGCCUUCUUGAAUGUAAAUACAGAGGGUUUACUUCACGAUGCAAACCGCUGGUAACACUCAAGAACAGAAAGAACAGAUUAGAUUUUACUCGGAAACAGUUCUUGAACAAGAUUCUUUGGACAGAUGAAACAAGAUUAACUUGUACCAGAAUGAUGGGAAGAGAAGAAUAUGAAGAAAGACAGGCUCAUGUUUCAAAGCAUACUACAUCAAAACAUGUGGAGGCAGUGUUAUGACAUGGGCCAAUGGAACUGGGUCACUGGUGUAUUUGAUGAUGUGACUGCUGAUAGAAGUAGCAGGAAGAAUUCUGAAGCGUAUAGAGCUGUACUUUCUGCUCAGAUUCAGUCAAGUGCUGCAAAACUGAUAGGACGGCGCUUCACAGGACAGAUAGAUAAUGACACAAAACAUAGCGCGAAAGCAACCCAAGAGCUUUUUAAGGCAAAGAAAUUGAAUGAUCUUAAAUGGCCGAGGCAGUCACCUGACCUCAACCCAGUUGAGCUGCUUUUCUCUUCCUGAUGACAAAACCGAAGGCAGAAAGACCCACAAACAAGCAGCAACUGAAGGUGGCAUCAGUAAAGACCUGGCAAAACAUCUCAAGGGAGAAAACUCAGCAUUUGGUGAUGUCCAUGGGGUCCAGACUUCAGGCAGUCAUUGACUGCAAGUCCAAGUAUUAAAAAUAAUCCUAAUAUUUAUAAUUAUGUUAGUUUGUCCAAUUACUAGAAUACACUUUACCAGACUAUCACAUCUUGACUGCUUCAUUUCAAAUCCAUUGUGGUGCUGUACAGAGGCAGAAGUAUGAAACUUGUGUCACUGUCCAAAUACUUAUGGACCCGACUGUAUAUUUUGAUGUUUUGGUUAUGGAUAAUAAAGUCCAGUUCACACCAAACAUGUUCUUGAUGGGGUUUUUUUUAGUCGUCUUUUGGACAGAACAGAACAUUCUUCAUUUCAGUCAUUGUUGUGAGGUUUGGGACUUAUGUGUGGAGAUAUCUAUCCUGCUGCAUUUUUUUAAUGUGCUGUGUCAUUUCACGUGUGCACAUGAAUAAA
Molecule: messenger RNA, 7331 nt
Organism: Pangasianodon hypophthalmus (striped catfish)
Lineage: Eukaryota; Metazoa; Chordata; Actinopteri; Siluriformes; Pangasiidae
Product: tumor necrosis factor receptor superfamily member 8
Exons: 16
Coding region: 1995-3845 (616 amino acids)
Biological process (GO): negative regulation of G2/M transition of mitotic cell cycle; negative regulation of cell migration
Molecular function (GO): protein binding
Source: RefSeq, a predicted model, not a curated record